Messenger RNA from Thermothielavioides terrestris NRRL 8126, 1445 nucleotides. RefSeq lists its product as uncharacterized. The coding region runs from base 527 to 1258 and encodes 243 amino acids. The transcript is spliced from 3 exons. NCBI's taxonomy places the organism in Eukaryota, Fungi, Ascomycota, Sordariomycetes, Sordariales, Chaetomiaceae. Gene Ontology annotation, molecular function: D-amino-acid oxidase activity; FAD binding. The record is from RefSeq and is a predicted model, not a curated record.
CGCCCGGGCAAACCAUUCUAAGAGCCUGCAGUUGGCGGACUAGCAGCAAACUACGGAGCGCUGUAUCCGACACACCUACGGAGCAGAGCUGUUCAUUGCCAACAUGCCCGUCAUUGUCGUUCUCGGUGCCGGGGUGAGCGGCCUCACCAGCGCGCUGCUCCUGGCCAAGCAGGAGGGGAAUGUGGUGACGGUAGUGGCAAAACACAUGCCUGGGGACUAUGACAUCGAGUACACCUCUCCAUGGGCCGGCGCAAACGUCAUGCCAAUGGCGCUCGAGAAGGACAGCCGGUGGGAACGGCGCACCUGGCCCGAGCUUCGCCGCCUCGCCGCCGAAGUACCCGAAGCCGGCUUACACGUCCAGAGUUAGUACCACUACUCCCCUCCCCGUUCUAAACUCGCCUCUAACCUGCCUUCUCCCCUCACCACAGCCGCUCGCGUCCUCCGGCGCAAGGAAGACGUCGCAACCGGCCUCAAGGCGGCGCUCUCCGACGCCCUCUUCCAGCCCGAUCCCUGGUACAAGGAGGUGAUGGACAACUUCCGCGAGCUGCCGGCCGAGGAGCUGCCGGCGGGCGUGCACUCCGGGUGCGAGUUCACGUCGGUGUGCAUCAACACGGCCAUCUACCUGCCGUGGCUGGUGGGGCAGUGCGCGCGGCACGGGGUGCGCUUCCGGCGGGCGGUGCUGAAGCACGUCACCGAGGCGGCGGGCCUGAGCCACAGCGGGCGCAGGGCCGACGUGGUGGUCAACGCGUCCGGGCUGCUGGCCUGCCGGCUGGGCGGGGUCAUGGACAGCAAGGUGUACCCGGCGCGCGGGCAGAUCGUGCUGGUGCGCAACGAGGCGAACUCGCUCAUGCCGACGACGAGCGGGUGCGCGGACGGCGAGGACGAGGUGGUCUACGUCAUGCAGCGCGCGCUGGGCGGCGGCACGAUCCUGGGCGGCACGUACAUGAAGGGCAGCUGGGACCCGAACCCGGACCCGAACCAGGCGAUGCGCAUCAUGAAGCGCGCGGUGGAGACGCACCCGGAGCUGACGGGCGGGAAGGGCGUGGAGGCGCUGGAUAUCAUCCGGCACGCCGUGGGGCUGCGGCCGGCGCGGGAAGGCGGCGUGCGGGUCGAGAAGGAAAAGAUUGACGGGACCUGGGUGGUGCACAACUACGGCCAUGCCGGCUGGGGGUACCAGGGGAGCUACGGGUGUGCCGAGCGGGUGGUCGAGCUGGUGGACGAAAUCGUGGGGCGGACGAAGCCAUUGUCCAAGUUAUGAGUUGAACAAUGGAAUUACAGGCCCGACGGGUUGAUUGCUGAUUGCUGUGCUGAGUGGCAGUUUCUCAACUGCAAGAGCGCUCCAUGCUGGAAUGUAGCAGGUAACUCUUGUUCGCCUGUGCCACCCGGCAACACUUGCCAACCGAACUGUUAGUGCUUGUCAACCCUCCAGGGAGCUCCUCCAACUG